Molecule: messenger RNA, 282 nt
Organism: Amoebophrya sp. A25
Lineage: Eukaryota; Dinophyceae; Syndiniales; Amoebophryaceae
Source: the annotation of a GenBank genome assembly
AUGGUUUUUCUCUCAAACAGAGACAGCUUGAAAGAUCAUGAGCUCCACACUCAAAGGAACAGCGCUGUUUCUUUGAUUGGAGGCGCCACCCUCCUGGGGAACAACUACAUCCACUUCGCAGAAGCCACUUCCGCAGCCAGCUGCUGUCCGUUCAAUGACAUUACCUUUAACAUUCCGGGUCGCAGCUUCGGAAACUCGUACUUCGCUCAGGUCGUCUCGGAAUGGACUAACAUUACUGGUGCGACCACAGUGAACACCCCGGUAGCCGCAAGAUCCGGUUCC